CCGCAGCGUGUGGGACCUUCCCGGAUCAGGGCUCGAACCCGUGUCCCCUGCAUUGGCAGGCAGAUUCUUAACCACUGCGCCACCAGGGAAGCCCCAGCCUUGGCACUUUGGAUGCUUUGGGGCAGAUAAUUGAGAGAUGGGGGAGAGCUGUCCUAUAUAUUUUCGGAUGUUUAGAAUUAUUCCUGUUUUCUACUCCCCAGAUGCCAGUAGCAUACCCCUGCUGCCCCAAUUUUAACAAGCAGAAGUGUCUCCAGACACAGCCUGGUAUCCCCUGGAGAACAAAAUCACCCCAGUUGAGAACCACUGGUGUACAGGACCAUGAUGAGGGCACACCAUGAACAUUUUCAGGGCGUGAGGGUGGGGAGGAGAGCAAGGGGGCUGGAUGAGAGAGGUGAUAAAGGGAUAAUGUUUCUGAGAUGAGAAGAAAGGGUGUCCAAAGCCUGCAACAUGGGUAGGCUCUGAGAGGCACUCAUUCAUUGAGCAGUCAGAUGCCUGCCAUGGGCCAAGCACCUUGCUAGUCAGGAUGGACCAGGUUUCUACUCAUUGGAGCUUGCAUUUAGUAGAGAGAUGAAAUUAAAUUUAUAACAGGUGGCAGUAAUUAUUUUGAAAAGGAAAGCAGGGUGAAGGGAUUACAGGGUGACUGUGGGUGCUGUUUUCAGUGUCGACACCCAGGCUUCCCAUGGGCAUCUCAGUCAACUCCAAAGCCAAGAAUGGCCACCAUCAGUGACUCCUUGGAAUCCUUUGAUCAGGGAAUCUAAGGAUUUGGCUUUUCUCCUCCCCAGUGCUGAGGUCUGGACUCUUAACAGGGAGAGGUCAGAUCUCCAGCCCGCGACUGAGCCUUGGAGACUGGAGCAGUAGUUCUAAACUAUGGCCUUGCAUAGAAUUUAGAAAUCUUAAAAGAUAAAAAUAAGACAUGCCUGGACUCCAUCCCCAGAGAUUCUGACUUAAUGGUUCUGGCAAGGGGCCCAGCCAUCAGUAUUUAUUAAAAAGCUCCCAAGAGAUUCCUGUGUACAAACAGGGUUGAGAGCUACAGCUGUGAGAGUUUGUGGGCUUCUCUGGGGCUUCUCAGAAUGAAAGAAAUUAAUUCUGAGUGCUUUCAGUAUCUUAUCAAAGGCAGUCCCUACAGCUGCACUUCCCUGCAAUAGGGACAUUCCUAGCCCCAUCCUACAAGUGAGGAAAUCAAAUCUGUACCUGUGCCAGCAGAGCAAGGGCAGGUCUGGCAUUCAGAUGCAAAGCUUAUGUUUUCUGCUAUAGCUGGGCUUGGGUCUUUGGAGAAAGUACCUUUCUAUAUCCCCGGCCUCUGGGGCUGGCAAGUUCAGGAUAGAGGUGAUCUUAAAAUACUAGAUAGGUGGUAUAGCAAAAACAAACUCUGGCUGAAUGGAAGCAAUGUGUGGGUGCAUUAAUGGCUGGCUUUCAGUUAUGUCAGGUCCCACCCCAAUUCAACACCCAGCACAGGCCCCCAGGAUCACAGGGGUGCUGUGCCCCAAGGGGAGGCAUGGCCACUGUCCAGUAACUCUUUAUUUUAAUUAAUUUAUUAUUAUUAUUUUUUGGCUGCAUUGGGUCUUCGUUGCUGCACGCGGGCUUUCUCUAGCUGCGGCGAUCGGGGGCCACUCUUCCUUGUGGUGCACGGGCCCCUCAUCGCUGUGGCCUCUCCUGUUGUGGAGUACCGGGCUCCAGGUGUGAGGACCUCAGCAGCUGUAGCAGCGGGCUCUAGAGCGCAGGCUCAGCAGUUGUGGCACACGGGCCCAGUUGCUCCACGGCAUGUGGGAUCCUCCCGGACCAGGGCACAAACCCGUGUCCCCUGCACUGGCAGGCGGAUUCCUAACCAUUGUGCCACCAGGGAAGUCCCUCCAAUAACUCUUUAAGCUUGUUCUCAUCCAGGUUCUAGCCAUCCCUACCUUAGGAGCAGGAAUUUAGCUUUGUGCUAAAUUGCAAAGCCCCUUCCCACCCUAAGGUAUGGGACUCUGGAAGAGAGGCCAGGUUUACAGCGCUGCCCUGACGUGGUGUGGGAUCCAGCCUCUUUAUUUGUGGUGGUGAUGGUGUUUUGAAAAGCACUGUGUGAGAAUUCUUACUUCGGCCCUCUUAGUGUCAGGCUUCCUUGAUGAUGCGUGGUGUAUACUGAAUUAAAAAGGAAAAGAAAGGCAAGAAAUAACCGUGUGGCUGUUGCUGAAGAUAUCUCAUGUAAACUUUUAACAGCUAAGGGUGAAGCAGGUUUUGUUUACCCCAUUGCACAGCAGUGCUGAGUCCCUUGGAGAAAAUUAUUUUGUGGACAAGAAUCGUGCUCCUUCAACUUGGGGUGUGUGUCAAGGGCAAACAGCCAUGAGAAACCACAGGAUGGAUGCAUUGCCGCUUCCUGGAGCAAUCCAUUGUACUUGAGGAAUCAGAAGAGAAGAAUCUGCCCCACCUUCUCAGCACUCUGCCCCUCUCCAAAUUGAAACCCUCAAGGGGGAGGAAAGGAUGCCUGCUGCACGCGGGAAAUCCAAGUCCAAGGCACCAGUCACAUUUGGGGAUUUGGCCAUCUACUUCUCCCAGGAGGAGUGGGAAUGGCUGAGCCCCAUUCAGAAGGAUCUGUAUGAAGAUGUCAUGUUGGAAAACUACCAGAACUUGGUUUCUCUCGGACUUUCCUUUCGGAGGCCAAAUGUGAUCACCUUAUUGGAAAAAGGGAAAGCACCCUGGAUGGUGGAGCCAGUGAAAAGACGCCGGGGCUUGGACUUACGGUCUAAAUGUGAGACCAAGAAGUUAUCUCCAUAUCAGUGCAACAAAUCUGGGCAAAGCAUCUAUCAGAAAGCAGUUUCUGCACCACAAAAAGUUCCCACAGGAAAGAGAGGCUGCAAGAAAAAUUCAGUCCUAAUAAAACCCAAGAAAGUGCAUUCAAAGAAGAAAUCUCUAAAAUGUAACGACUGUGGGAAAUUCUUUAGUCAAAGCUUAUCUCUUAAACUUCAUCAGAACUCUCAUACUAGAGAGAAGCCUUAUGAAUGCAGUAAUUGUAGAAAAGCUUUCAGACAGAUCUCAUCCCUUAUUCUUCAUCAGAAAAUUCACAAUGGAAGGAAAAGCUAUGAAUGUGAUAAAUGUGGGGAAAGCUUCAUUCAAAGAACAACCCUUAUUUUACAUGGGAGAAGUCACGAUGAAAAGGAAAUCUUUGACUGUGGGAAGACCUUGAGUCAAUGCCAAUCUCUCAGUAUACAUCAGAAAAUCCACCUUGUCCAAAAUGUCUACCAGUGCAGAAAAUGUGAGAAAGGCUUCAUUCGAAUGUCAUCUUUUUUACUUCAUAAGAAAAUUCACAAUGGAAAGAAAAUACAUAAAUGCAAUGAAUGUGGGAGAGGCUUCAGUAAGAAAUCAGUCCUUGUUAUACAUAAAAGAAUUCAUACUGGAGAGAAAACCCAUGAAAGUGAGAAGGCCUUAAGUCAGAGUUUACAGCAGCGAAGUCACCAUGUAGAGAAUCCUUAUAAAUGCAGAAAAUGUGGGAAAUUCUUUAAUAGGAUUUCAUCCAUUAUGCUUCAUCAGAGAAUUCACGCUUCAAAGAAACCCUACAAAUGUGAUAAAUGUGAGAAGAUAUUCAUGCGGCUUUCAACCUUUACUCUACACGUAAGAAUUCAUAAUAGAGAGAAACUAUACAGAUGUAAUAAAUGUGAGAAGGUCUGCAACCGGCAUUCAUCCCUUAUUCAACAUCAGAAAGUUCAUACAAAGAAAAAGAAACUGUUUGAAUGUAAGGAAUGCGGGAAGAUGUUUUCUGGAAUUGCCAACCUUAAAAUACAUCAAAACAUUCAUUCUGAAGAGAAACCUUUCAAAUGCAAUAAAUGUAGUAAAGUUUUUGGCCGCCAAUCAUUUCUUAUUGAACAUCAGAGGAUCCAUACUGGAGAAAAACCCUAUCAAUGUGAGGAAUGUGGGAAAGCCUUCAGUCACCGAAUAUCUCUGACUCGACAUAAGAGAAUUCAUACUGAAGAUAGACCCUAUGAAUGUGAUCAGUGUGGGAAGGCCUUCAGUCAGAGUGCACACCUCGCCCAACAUGAAAGAAUUCACACUGGAGAGAAACCAUAUACAUGCAAAACGUGUGGGAAGGCCUUUAGCCAGCGUACAUCCCUUAUUCUACAUGAAAGAAGUCAUACUGGAGAGAAACCCUAUGAAUGUAACGAAUGUGGGAAGGCAUUUAGCAGUGGCUCAGAUCUUAUUCGGCAUCAGAGAAGUCAUUCUUCAGAGAAACCCUAUGAGUGCAGUAAAUGUGGGAAGGCAUAUAGUCGGAGCUCAUCCUUGAUUCGACAUCAGAAUACACAUUCUGAGGAAAAGGCUUAAGAUUGUUUUAAGUAUGUAAAAGCUAAGAGGGAGGCUAGCAAAGUAGCAGAGACACAGGCAUGGGAAAACGCAUUUGUCUAUAACAUAAAUUGUGUAAAAAUGGGACAGUUUGAUGGUGUGUCCCACUUUGAAACCCAAAGAGCAAAAGUCAUUGGUGAUUUUGACCUGAGUAUUUGAAAUCAACUGAGGCAGUGACUUUAUCACAGGUCUUUGUUUCAAAAUAGCAAGCUCAGAUGAUUGGAUCAGUCAUUUUUAAUGAAGAGCAUUCUUCAUUUGAUAAAAAUAACUGGUACUUUAUUUCCAAUGUAAUUUUAAAGCUAUUUCAUUGGUUAUGUACAACAAAGUGAAUUGUAAAUCCAUUUUUCUGGAUGGAGCUGUGAGCCUGAUUUAAGGUCACAUGAAGGAAGAGUUUGAGUUUGUCCCUUAGAACUAGAAGUAUCACACAGAAGGGAUUUCCUCACAAACCAGGGUGCCAUUUUCAGCUGGCAGAAACUUCUGGUUGAGAAUAAAGAAGAUUGAGUAAAGAUAGCACUCAUAAUUGUGUGAAGCAAUAGAGUCAUUACCAUACUGUCUCUAUGGAUAUGAAGACAUAUGAUCUUAAUGGUGUGAAAAAUCUAACAAGCCUGGGAUAAGCUAAUGAGGAAAAAAAACCAGGAUGUAUUGAAGAAUGAGGAACUUCAGAACAAGGAGAAA
Messenger RNA from Aethalodelphis obliquidens (Pacific white-sided dolphin), 4983 nucleotides. RefSeq names its product zinc finger protein 667 (gene ZNF667). The transcript has 7 exons. Bases 2458 to 4290 code for a protein of 610 amino acids. Gene Ontology annotation, cellular component: nucleus. Lineage: Eukaryota; Metazoa; Chordata; Mammalia; Artiodactyla; Delphinidae. The record is from RefSeq and is a predicted model, not a curated record. Gene Ontology annotation, biological process: regulation of DNA-templated transcription.